UUGAGUGCGUUCUGUACUUGUAUUUCAUAAGUCUUACUAAAGUAUUCGAUUGACAAAAAUAUAUGUUUAAAGUUGUUGAGGAUUAGCUACAUAUGUCGGGUCGAUCUCUGGUAGUGUCUAUCUCUGAGUGUUUCGAUUUUGAGUGAUUUGUUUUUUGUAAGAGGACUUAUCUUUGUUCUUUAAGAAACACCUAUUCGAAAGCGUUUGGCAAACGUUUCCCUAAAAAAAUAUCCGUAUACUUUGAUCUUGAUAUCUCGUAAUAUAUUAUAUUUAUACGACGAGCUCAUGAAGUCCUCAUGAAGGAGUUCAUAAUCACGAAUUUAGUGAAAACCCGUCUUAAAGGCAUGACUGGGAUUGUUAUAGCCAUUAACGGAUUCCAAAACGAGAACAGUAAGUACAAAGUAGCAAAGGUUAGAUCCAUAAUGUAGCCAUUGCGUAGUCUGAAAUUAGAACCCUAACACUAUGUUUACAUAUAACGAUAUUAUCUUCAUUUACGAGUUUAACUCGAUAAUCUGUAAUAAAGAAACGAGAUUUCUCAUACAAAAUUCCUCUCUUGAUAAUCCGAGAUUAUAAAAUUAUCUCGUUUUAUAUAACUAGAUUAUCGAUGUUAUUCCUAACGAGAGAAAGAUGUGUAAUACAACAACAAAUACAACAGAUUUGACAAUUGAUAAUCUCAUUUGGCUAUAUGUAAACGGUUAGAUUAUUGAACGAGCUUAGAACGAGAUUAUUUUCAUAUGUAAACAUACUAUAAAGUACCUUUAUAUUCGGGUUCACAUGACACACCCGAAUCAAUCAUAUGUGGUUUCAUGACAGCGCUGCUUUGUUCAGAGAAUUAUGUUCAGUUUCAAAUUGAAAUCACAACAGUAAAGUACUCGAUAGACUAAAUAAUUCAAUACCGCGUAACGGCUGAGUGUUUGGCUUUAUAAGUAGUACUGGAAGCAAGUGUUACUAUUUGCAAAAUAUGUUUUUUGUAAGCACAUAUGCCACUCAAAUAACAAAGCUAAACACUGUAAAAGAUUUGCAGUAAAAAUGCACCCGCCAAAUCGUCACACCUACCGCCGCCUUGUAUGCGCUUUCAAACAAUUUGCGCUUAUCAUAAUAUUCAGCACGCUGUCACAGGCGUAUGUAACACCAAAAAUAAGUGCUCCAUCACAAAUUGCAACAACAAUGAAAACAACUGUAAGCGCACAACACCAAGGCCAUCACACUUGCUAUGACGCGCGCUGUCAAUGCAGUGGUUCUGUGCUUAAAUGUCUGAUGAAAGGCGUUACUAUACUAAUCGACAGCGGCGCGGCUGUGACAAGCAACGCGCGCUUUACUAUAAGCUGUGCGGCGAAUACAACUGCUGAUGAAAUACAUCAAGCGCGGUUCCCUUACCGCUUUCAACAUAAUAAGGCAAAAUUUAUUUUGGAGAAUUGUGUGGAACUGCCGGAAAUACUAAGACGCGCACGCAUCAACUACACAGGCACCAUCAAAUUCAACGGCGCAUUUCCAGUUCCUGCGCGUUUUUUAAGCAACGCGCUUGGUUUGCAGCGACUCCGCAUAGAUUUGGCAAUUAAUAGCAGCGCAGCGGAUAUUUUGCCGAUGCAAUUUUUUCAUAACCAAAAUACAUUGAAAGAACUGCGUUUAAUACUGCUAUGCAAGCCGCAAGCGGUAGCAGUACCGACGCAAAUAUUCCAUACGCUUUAUGCGCUGGAAUCUUUAAUGCUGCGCGUUUAUCAAAUCGAUGUGGAUGGCAUCACAAACACAGUGCUGCGCAAUUUGACAGCGGCACAUUUUCGUGAUACGUCGAAUUUGCGCAAGCUAAGCUUGGAUGGUAAUUAUAUGCAAAUAUUGCCGCGUGAUAUAUUUGCCACGCUCACCGAGUUAAACGAAUUGACUUUAUGCUUGAACCGUUUGGAGGCGCUGCCAAGUGGUUUACUACGCGCCCAAAGUAAACUGAUUAAGCUUGAUCUUUCAGGCAAUCUAUUGCAGAUGCUACCACCUGGCAUCUUCGAUACGACGCCGUACUUGUGGGAGCUUGACUUGGCCGAUAACCAAUUUAGUGUGCCCACAAAUGUUAUCGCUGCUGUCCAACCGCUGCGCUAUCUCUACCGACUCAACUUGAGUCACAAUAGCUUUACGCGCAUUGUAGGCGCUGGUGUAUUUAACAAUCAUACACUACUCACGCGUGAGCAAAUUAGUGAAAUUAGUGAAGCGCCGGCUUAUUUUCAACACUAUUUGGCGCACCUUCCGAGCAAACGGUAUGCACAGCAAUAUAAUAUGACUUUAAUCAAUCUAAGUCAUAAUCGUAUCACAGCAUUUCAUCUAAACAGCAUAAGCGCUGCUAAUGUGAGUUGUCCCUAUGAGCUCGAUUUCACCAAUAAUCAAAUAAAGCACAUAUACUCGCUCAGCCACCCACACCACAGUCAAGGCAGCUGCAUGCGCAAGUUACUAUUACAGAACAAUCCGCUGCAAUGCGACUGCGCUUUAGCAUGGAUACACAGCGUGAAUUUCUCGUUGGCUACCAACUGGGAGUGCGCUGAACACAGUGGCAGCAAUCACAUCUAUUUAUUUAGACAAGUAGCUAUGUGCGCUUGGACGCCAAAAUUUUGCCCCGCCGCUUGCAAUUGCCACUAUGAUGGGCAAGCGUUGUACAUCAAUUGUACGCACGCGCUGUUGGAGAGCCUAACGCAGCUGCCGCGCCCAAUGCAAGUUUCUUUGACGCGUAGCACGCUUGAUAUUACGCACAAUCGCUUUUUUGAAUUGCCUUCGAAUCUGACUUUCGGUUAUGCUAAUGUAACGCGCUUGUAUGCGGCGCACAAUCGACUCGAGAAUAUACAAAGCGCGCAUUUGCCGCCGCAGUUGCAAUUGCUGGAUGUGCGCUCCAAUCGUUUAGCGCGCUUGAGUAACAGUUUUAUACUGCACCAUCUGAAUGAAAGCGCAACUUUGCAACAACUUUAUCUCUCUGAGAAUCCAUGGCUUUGCGACUGUGACGCUGAGCAAUUAAUGUACGCGGUGCGUGCGCAUCGUAAGCGUAUACCGGAUGUGGCGCUUUUGGCUUGCGCGAAUCUACAGAAUACCAGCUUGUUGAAAGCGCGCUACGCAGAAGUGUGUGUGCCGGCGUCAGUGCGGCGCUUGCGCUUAUUGUGGUUACUAUUCAGCUUGUCGUUGGCAGUUAUUGUGCUAAUUAGCCUACUAGCGCUUUACUAUAAAUAUUAUUUGGAACUACAUGUGUGGCUGUAUGCGCACAAUAUGUUUCUCUGUUGUAUACGUGAAUAUGAGUUGGAUAAGGAAAAAACAUUCGAUGCAUUCAUAUCGUAUGCUCAUCAAGACGCGCAUUUUGUUAAUAACAUUCUCUUGCCUGGUCUCGAGCAGUUUGAGCCAAAAUUUCGCGUGUGCACGCAUGAACGGAAUUGGCUGGCUGGUGCUUACAUACCCGAACAAAUUAUUGAGUCGGUCGCUCAAUCGCGUCGAACAAUCAUUGUGCUCUCACAGCAUUUUAUCGCCUCGGAUUGGGCGCGCAUGGAAUUUCGCACCGCGCAUCAGUGCGCUUUGAAUGAGCGACGCGCGCGCAUAAUUAUCAUUAAAUAUGGUGAGCUUAUCGACUUGACGACGCUCGAUAAGGAGUUGCGCGCCUAUUUGGAUAUGAACACCUAUUUGGAAUGGGUGGAACAUCCAUGGUUUUGGAGUAAGCUGCGUUAUGCAAUGCCACAUCGCAAGGGAGAGUUACGUAGUGCCGGCAUGCUGGAGUUGAAUGAACGUCAGAGAGUUUAUGUAAUUGGUGAUGUGGAACUGAAUCGAUUACGUGGACGAAGUGACUAA
Molecule: messenger RNA, 3804 nt
Organism: Zeugodacus cucurbitae (melon fly)
Lineage: Eukaryota; Metazoa; Arthropoda; Insecta; Diptera; Tephritidae
Product: protein toll-like
Exons: 1
Coding region: 1030-3804 (924 amino acids)
Biological process (GO): immune response; toll-like receptor signaling pathway
Cellular component (GO): membrane
Molecular function (GO): protein binding; transmembrane signaling receptor activity
Source: RefSeq, a predicted model, not a curated record